Ostertagia ostertagi is the source of this 710-nucleotide messenger RNA. The record is from the annotation of a GenBank genome assembly. Lineage: Eukaryota; Metazoa; Nematoda; Chromadorea; Rhabditida; Trichostrongylidae.
CGCAAUACGAGAAGUUAUGUGAGGGUACAAUUCCCGAAAUUCAACGUUGCCACCUUGCACCAGUAAUUCUACAGCUGAAGGCUCUAGGAAUUCAGAAUGUCCACAAAUUUCAUUACCUAUCUAGGCCGCCUUCGUGGUCGGUUAUCAAUGCGCUUGAAUUACUCUAUGCUCUUGGAGCUCUGGACGAAAAGUGCAUGCUCACAAAUCCACUGGGUCUUCGAAUGUCCGAGUUUCCCUUGCCACCGAUGCACAGCAAAUGUUUGCUGACAUCAGGCGAUUUCGGAUGCAGUGAAGAAAUCGCCACGAUUAUUGCAAUGCUCCAAGUGCAGGACGUGUUUUUAACGCCGACAAGGAAUAGGAAUAGAUCUGAGGAGGUGAAGCGUCGAUUUGCUGCAGAAGAAGGUGAUCACAUUGCAUAUCUGAAUAUGUAUACGAUGUUCGUUCAGAACAACAAGAGUAAGAAAUGGUGCGGAGAUCACUUUUUGAACUAUCGUGGACUUUGCCGAGCUGAAAUGUCGGCUCAUUUGAUGAGGCUGCGGCGAAGAUGUGAAGUACCACUGGUCUCGGUACGAGGGCAGACCGAUGCCGCGACGAAGAUAAUACGAUGUCUUGUCUCUGGUUUCUUCUCGCAAGCGGCCAGGUAUCAUUACACGGGAAAGUAUGUAACGGUCAAGGAGGAUUUCCGUUUAAUGUCUAUAAAGGAUCGGUGA